Williopsis jadinii is the source of this 2709-nucleotide messenger RNA. RefSeq names its product Sea4p (gene SEA4). NCBI's taxonomy places the organism in Eukaryota, Fungi, Ascomycota, Saccharomycetes, Phaffomycetales, Wickerhamomycetaceae. The coding region runs from base 1 to 2709 and encodes 902 amino acids. The transcript has 2 exons. Gene Ontology annotation, cellular component: cytoplasm. Gene Ontology annotation, biological process: positive regulation of TORC1 signaling. The record is from RefSeq and is a predicted model, not a curated record. Gene Ontology annotation, molecular function: protein binding.
AUGGGGAAAAUUGUGAGGGCGUAUGGAUGGGAGGAAUCAGACGAGCAGAGAUUCUUGACCAUCAACGCGCUGGCGGAUGAGGUGUCGAUACAUCAGACGAUACACAACCCAGGGCCAGAGCAGGAGAACAUCACUAAAGUGUACACGAGAAAGGGGUUCAACGGGAUCACGGCACUGGACUACUCGAGAACGUCACCCGGUAUCACUGCUGUGGGACAGGACGAUGGCUCUAUUACGUUGUUUGACAUUCUGUCUCCACAGUCGUCUCCAUUGGAGAUAAGGGUUGGUAAUAAGAGCUGCAAGAGUCUGUCGUUCAAUUCUCAAGGUUUAUUGGCAGUAGGGUGGGAUAGAACUAAGAACGAAGACGGUGUAAUGAUAUUCAACGUUAAUCAGUAUUCCAAGUUGUCGAACCAGGAUAUCACACAACCAACGUUCUCCUUUGUUCCCAAUGAAUCCAUAGUGUCGACGCAGUUUUACAACGAGACCAACUUAUUGGCGUCAAGUUCCAAGAUUAUCAGAGAUAUCGAUAUCAGAGUAUCGUCGCCAACCUUCCAAAUACCUUCGAAGACUGUGCACGGGAUCACACCGGAUCCGUUUAACCAUUUCUCAUUCGCAGGGUUUGCAGACGAUGGUACGGUCGCUAUUUAUGAUAGAAGAAAACUAUCAAGCUCGUCGUCGGAGCCCUUGUUGUCGUUUAACAAGCUACUGGGCGACACUACAAGGAAUAACAACAACUCUUGUUUCCGUUAUCACCCUUCAAGACGAGGUGAAUUUGCUACGUCCCAUGGAGGUGAACUCAUACGUAGAUGGCAGACUGGCGUAUCUCCUCAGGGGAAGCUUGAUUCAUUGUUCGUUGCAAGUGUCCAAGACGUUAGAACAAGGUAUGACCGUGUGAUCUCGUUUGACUACGCCAAUGAAGGAGGAAUGGAUGCUAUAAGUCUUGUCUGCAUGAGAUUAACCGGAUCUAUUUUCAAGAUGUCUGUUGUUGAAGCUCAAAGGUCGAUUGAUUUCAACUCGUUUAACGACAUUACGGUCACUGGUUCAUUGGGCACCUUUAUAGAGAGCGUUGAUGAGAGCACCAUGGAUAAAAUCGAAGAUUUGAAGAUCACUUACACUGUGGGAGAUGAACUAGUAACACAGAACAACCAUGAAGAGGUUAACUUUGUUGAUACCGAGUUUGAGCAUGAUGAGGAUGACGAGGAUGAAGAUGAAGAUGAAAUUGGUAGCUCACAGCAUGGUGACUUUUAUGAUGCUAGUGAAGUGCUCAGCAAAGACAUCAGUGUUAAGAUGCGAAGAAGGGCAUAUAUGGGAUAUGGAAUGGGCUGUGCUAAAAACGUUGAAAUAAUUGACAAUUUGAGUACCAUUGACAACAAUCUAUUCUUGAGGUCCACUUGGAGAUGGUUAGACAUCUCCCAGACCACAGCACAGAGCAAACUCAUGUCUGCUGGUGGAUUAGAUCUUUCAUAUGAAGGCGUGUUAGGUAUUUGGAAGGGCGUGGAGGGACUCUUGAAUCAAGACCGUUUUAAUAGACGCAACGUUACGCCUGAAGUCUUCAAGGAGAGCAUCCAGGAGAUCUUGAAGUCACGAAACACGAAAUCCAUGAUUGCUGUCAAGACCAACAAAGAGGCCCAACGGAAACUGUGUAUUAUCGUUGCAGGUUUUUACUACUCACCGGAAGAGUUGAACCAAGUGUUUAACCGACUGACAUCCUCUGGAAGUCAUACAAAGGCAGCUGCAUGGGCAGUGUUCUUUGGCGAUGUUUCACGUGCAGUCCAGAUCCUCUCUGCGACAAAGAACAACAGAUUGAGGCUGAUGGCCACUGCUAUAUCUGGGUAUCUGGUCCAAAGAGAAUCUGACGAUGACAAUCUAUGGAAGGACCAAUGCAGAGGGUUGAGUAACGAGUUGGAGGAUCCUUAUUUGAGAGCUAUCUUUGCCUACAUAGCAGAUAAUGAUUGGUGGGGAGUCCUAGAUGAAACCUCCUUGCCAUUGAGAGAACGUGUUGGUGUGGCACUGCGAUACUUGCCUGAUAAGGAACUCACGAGCUUCUUGAACAAAGUUGCCUCAAGGUACAUCUCCACGGGAGAAUUGGAAGGUCUGAUCUUGACCGGCAUUACACCUCGUGGUAUGGAUCUUAUGCAAUCGUAUGUCGAUCGAACAAGCGAUAUACAAACAGCAGCGCUGAUUGCCAGCUUUGGAGCACCAAAGUACUUCAAGGACGAGAGGGCCGAAAGCUGGGUCUUCUACUACCGCCAACUACUCAACAGCUGGGGAAUGUUCGCCGCAAGGGCCAAGUUCGACGUGAUGAGAGCACAGGUGUCCAAGAGAUCCACCGGGGAGAUGUCCAUCAGCGUCAUCGGUUCACAGGCACAGCUACAAUGCGUCCGCUGUAAUAAGAACAUCUUCAAACCAGACGCCAAUAAGAAGCCCAGCACCCGUGACACCUCUACAAAAUCACACUCCGUCUGUCCCCACUGCGGUGCAGCCUUCCCAAAGUGUGCCAUCUGUCUACUCCCACUAGGCAGACCUCUGCCUAGGGACAUGUCACAGUACGAGAGGGAAGACGAGACCAGGAUGCACGAGUUCAAGGAAUGGCCCAGUUUCUGCCUCACGUGCAACCACGGCAUGCACGCUGGCCACGCAGAGGCCUGGUUCACAAAGAGCGUCAUAUGCCCCGUGCCUGGGUGUUCUUGUAAGUGUAAUAGCAAGUGA